Molecule: messenger RNA, 954 nt
Organism: Heterocephalus glaber (naked mole-rat)
Lineage: Eukaryota; Metazoa; Chordata; Mammalia; Rodentia; Bathyergidae
Product: olfactory receptor 7G2
Biological process (GO): G protein-coupled receptor signaling pathway
Cellular component (GO): membrane
Molecular function (GO): G protein-coupled receptor activity; olfactory receptor activity
Source: RefSeq, a predicted model, not a curated record
AAAAAUAUGGAAUUCAAAAACCAAACAGCAGUCUCAGAAUUUCUUCUCCUAGGACUGACAGAUGACUCAGAACUGCAGCCCCUCAUCUUCUGCCUGUUUCUGUUCAUGUCCCUGAUCACCAUGCUGGGAAAUCUGCUCAUCAUCCUGGCCAUCAGCUCUGACUCUCACCUCCACAUCCCCAUGUACUUCUUUCUCUCGAGUCUGUCCCUUAAUGACAUCUGUUUAAACAUCACCACGAUUCCAAAGAUGCUGGUGAACAUCCACGCACAGGAUCAGAGCAUCACCUACAGAGGUUGCCUCACUCAAAGCACCUUUGUCUUGACUUUUACUGGUUUAGAAAGUUGUCUUCUUGGAGUGAUGGCCUAUGACAGCUUUGUGGCCAUUUGUCAGCCCCUAAGGUACCAGGUCAUCCUGACCCCUGACGUCUGUGUCCUGCUGGUUCUUUUCUCCCUGCUCAUUAGCACUCUGCAUGCCCUGCUCCACACUCUGAUGGCACUGCAGCUGUCCUUCUGCACAAACGUGGAAAUCCCUCAUUUCUUCUGUGAACUUGCUCAGAUCUUCAAGCUUGCCUGCUCUGAUAUCUUUAUAAAUACCCUUUUGAUAUAUUCAGCAGCAAACAUAUUCUUUGGUGUUCCUGUUGCUGGGGUUAUUUUCUCUUAUACUAAAAUCAUCUCCUCGGUUUUCAGAAUACCCUCAGUGGCUGGAAGGUAUAAAGCUUUUUCUACCUGUGGGUCUCACCUCUCUGUUGUUUCCUUCUUCUAUGGGGCAGGUUUUGGUGUGUACUUGAGUUCCGCUGUUACUGACUCUUCCAGUAAGAAUGCAGUGGCUUCAGUGAUGUAUGUUGUGAUCCCUCAAAUGAUGAACCCCUUUAUCUACAGUUUGAGGAACACAGAAAUGAAGACAGCUCUAAGGCAUCUUAUUACUGGGAAGCCUUUUAUAUUCUUGUGUCAGUAG